This is a messenger RNA of Parascedosporium putredinis, 1371 nucleotides long. NCBI's taxonomy places the organism in Eukaryota, Fungi, Ascomycota, Sordariomycetes, Microascales, Microascaceae. The record is from the annotation of a GenBank genome assembly.
AUGACGGGUGACGUCUGCCCCGAGGAGGGCCUCAGAGUCCUCGUGAUAGGCGCAGGUCUGGCGGGACUAGCCGUGGCCAUAUCGACGAAACUAGCCAAUCCAGCUCACCAAGUGACCAUUCUCGAGGCAGCAAAGGCCCUGCAGGAGAUAGGAGCCGCUCUGCAAAUGACACCCAACGCAACCCGGCUCCUAGAGAAGUGGUCCGUCCUGGACGCGCUGCGCCCAGACGUCAUCGAGCCCCGCUCGCUCACGGUCCGGAGAUAUGACGGCACCGAGGUGCUUGCGCACGAGGGCUGCCUGCGCGAGGUCAUGGAAGAAAACUACUGUGCCCCGUUCUGGAACGUGCACCGCGUGGACCUGCAGCGCGAGCUAGUGCGCCGGUGUCGGGAGCUCGGGGUCCGCAUCGAGCUCGGCCGGCGGGCCGUACGCGUCGACUUUGCCAAGGCAACAGUGGUGCUGGCGGCCAGCGGCCACAUGCCUCAGAAGGGAGGGAGGGAGUCGGAUGAGGUAAUGGCAGCAGAAGUGGGGGCGGAAAGAGAAUCCCUGCGGCAUGGGGACGUCGUCAUCUGCGCCGAGGGCCUCUGGAGCUCCACGCGCGCCCAGUUCCUCGGCGCCGCAAGCCCCAACCCUUCACCCACAGGCGACAUUGCCUACCGCAUCUGCCUGCAUACCAAGGACCUGCGCGGACCCCACCGUGACGAGAUUGCCGCCUUUGCGCGCUCCGAGGCCGCCCUACACGUCGGCCUCCUCAUGCCCGACGACGACGACGACGACUCGUUCCCGCCCGGCACCAUCCGCGCCGACGCCGACCCUGCCGAAAUGCGCGCCCAAUUUGCCGCCUGGGACCCCUUCCUCGCCCGCAUCCUCUCUGAGGUGGACAGCGUCCAGCGCUGGCGCCUCCUGUGGCUCGAGGCCCCCGCGGACUGGACCUCGCCUGACGGCCGCUUCUUCAUGCUCGGCGACGCCUGCCACCCUAUGCUCCCGUACCUCGCCCAGGGCGCCAACUCCGCCCUUGAGGACGGCGCCGUCCUCGGCCACCUCCUCGGUAAGAUUCGCAAUCCCGACGCCGGCAGCUACGCCUCCUGUCAACGCCUCCCUGCCGUGGCCGCCAUGUACCAGGCCCUCCGCUCCGGAAGAGGUGCCGAGAUCCAGCGCGAGGCGUUUGCUCAGCGCCAUGACUUCCACCUGCCCGAUGGCGAGCGCCAGGCCGCGAGGGACGAAAUAUUUCGCACGGCCGCGAGGGGUGACUGGGAGCCCGGAACGGAUGACGCGUUCCCCUCGCGGUGGACUUGUCCGCGGGUCCAAAAGUUCCUGUACGGGUACGAUGCCUACGCCGAGGCCGAGGCGCUCUACCAGAAGAAUCCGUUUUGA